Molecule: messenger RNA, 1599 nt
Organism: Klebsormidium nitens
Lineage: Eukaryota; Viridiplantae; Streptophyta; Klebsormidiophyceae; Klebsormidiales; Klebsormidiaceae
Source: the annotation of a GenBank genome assembly
AUGAGCCGGGGUGGAGGGAGCGUCGCGAGCCUCUGUGAGCGAUGGGGCGAAGAGGGGGUGCGGCAGCGAGAUAAGGCAGAGCACUUUUGCGCAUCUCGACCUUUGGAUGCGCUCUCUCCCUGCGGCCGCCCAUGGCAGGUGAAGAGCAAGAAGGGGGUUCUGACGACGGCGGGAGCACGCUACGAGGUCACAACCUAUCGGAGGGUUUGUCGGCUAGCGCCGGGACGCGAGUCAGCUUGUUGCAUGGUAGCCUACGACGGCCGGGAGGACGGCAUCUUCAACUUCUCCGGCACCAACCUCAUCUCGCACGGACUCCUCUUGCGCAACCACUUUGCCGCAGCUCUGGGGGCGGCCCACAGUCUCAACUUUGAGGCCGGUGACAUGGCGACAAGGUGCCUCGAGGGGCCUAGCGUUUCUAGGAUGGACGACCGGGUCUUCGACUCGGCCAUGCAAGCCUUCAACGACCUGGCGGCACGGCCUCGGAUCCAACACGUCUGCUCGCGUGUCGACUGCGCGCACUUGUACACGAGCGAGGUGGAGGCGGCCGAGGCGGAGGCCCAAACGGCUGGCAACUCUCUGAGGCCGGAGCGAACGGAGGGGGCGAGCUCCGAGCUGGCCACAUAUAUUUUUGGGCGGGACAAGGUCAUCACCUUUGAUGGCACCUUCUUUGCCAACUCGAGUGCGAUGAGGGAUUCCAGCAUCGAGGCAUCCUUGCACAGCAUCUGCGAGCCCGAUCCGAAAGCGCCGAGGGUGGCUGGGGGCUUCACUCCUCUGAGCGUGGGCGGGGUGCGGCCAUCUGACGUGCCGCUGGAGGGAAUCGACUGCCCUUGGAAGUACCGGAACGGCCUCUCAGAGCUACGGCCGGCCGUGCGGGCGCUGGCCCUUCGUUGGUGCAACUUUCGCAAGGCCCCGGCCCACGGGAGCAACGCGCCUCUGACGCCGGACGAGUUCGUGGCCAUGCGGGAGGAGCUUCCGGCCAACGUUGCCGCUCUGGUCGACUUUGUGAUCGAGUCGGGGGCUUGUGCCAAUCCCACCACGUGUGCGGUCUGCCUGGGGGUGCCACGGCGGCCGUGGAUGCAAGGGUUUCUCAAGGAGGGGCCCGUGGGGCCGACCGGCUGGUGCCCCACGCACUUCCAGCCAUACGGAGCCCUCCUCCACGCGCUGCUCAUCCCUCGCUACUCCUGGGUGUUUGGGCGCAUCGUCACCCUGAAGUUGCUGAGACACGUGUUGCUGGAGGGUCCUCUCGAUGCGCGAGGGAUGGCAUUUCUCUCCAAUGACGGCCCCAUGCUAGCGGCCGUCCUGCGCCUCCAUCCAGUUGCCGGCGGACAGUACGCAUUUCCAGCAACGCUGCGGCCGCUCGUGCGUGACAUCUAUGCCACGAACCUCCUCUGCUUCGAGCCCAGCGCAAACCGGCCGGGUCCAGCCUUGCGAUCGCCACUGGCCGCCCUCCAUGAUGCGACCGAGCACCUCUGGGCAAUCGAAGGCGAGAAGCUGAGGCUUGCGGGUCAGCUAGAGGGGGCGGCCAUGGAGUAUGCCGAGCAACGUGGGGCGGCAUUGAAGGGGGCUGCCAACUCGCUUCUGUUCGAGCUCGAGGUUUGA